Messenger RNA from Gamsiella multidivaricata, 3148 nucleotides. RefSeq lists its product as uncharacterized. The transcript is spliced from 4 exons. Bases 348 to 3026 code for a protein of 892 amino acids. Lineage: Eukaryota; Fungi; Mortierellomycota; Mortierellomycetes; Mortierellales; Mortierellaceae. The record is from RefSeq and is a predicted model, not a curated record.
ACUACGAACGCCCUUUUAGCAUCUUACAGGUCGCCCAUCAACCAUAACAACGAUCGAUCGUUCAAAACAAGCGCUGUUUCUCCUCCUACCAUGCGUCGGUGUGAUAAGAGAGCAUAGAACCACAGCCGCCGAACGAUAAUCGCGCCUUUUCCCCCUCAACAACAGCUUUGUUGCUUCGUCCUCUCUUUUUAUAAAAUACGACGCGUUCAUCUACAUAUCCUGCAUAUCUUACCACAUCGCAGCAGAGACCCUUUGCGUGAAUCUUUGUAUUAAGCAUCGUUUUCGUUUCACUGCUGUACUCUACCUUCGCUCCACCUCCUUCGCUUUAUCGACCAUUUUAGUCAAAGAUGUCUUCGGAAUCUCCUGUCGCUGCUCGUGUCGACAAUCGCCUCUGUGUCGCGGAUCCCAACAGCGACUACAGCCAGUAUCUAAGGCAGCAGCAGCACCGUCGGUCCUCAAAUUCGCAAGAGAUGAUUCAGUCCGACCCGCCUGCUGCCCGAGAUGGACUGCGUCGCCAAUCACAGGCCUUUUAUUCAACACAACUCCCUCUUUCGUCGUCCGACAACACCUCUCAGUCAAGCAGAACCUCCUCUAACAGCUCAUCCGCCAGCUCCACCAGCUCAUCUCACGAGCCCUCGCUAGAGCCGACCAGAUACACCUUGUCAGACAAUCCUGUUCAACUCCCACCUCCAAGGCAGCCUGUCCAUAGGUCAAAGCUCUCAAAGCAGUAUACUCCAUCCGAUUCCGAAGAUAGCGACAACGAGCCGCUGGGACUCUCUGCUCAACAGACCUCACGUCGUUCCAGAUAUUUGUCUGGCCAGGCCAUCGAUUUGAAUAGCACUGCGGCCACGGAAGUUCCACGAGCCCUUUCAAGACUCGAUUUGAACCACAGCACUACAAAAUCAUCCGCGACUGUUUCGAGCGGUGGCAACACUACCUCCCUAGAUUCUGCUACAAAAAAAGUCUCCAUUGCCAGACGAAUAUCGCGUCUCUUUAGUAGCGGAUCCAAAAGCUCUAAAAGCUCUUCCACUGCAGUUUCGACACCUGCGGCCACUCCUACCGCCUCGAACUCUACUUCUAAGAAGGGCCAGAAAAGGUCAUCAGUAGCUCCAAGGCUCUCGAAGCCCCCUUUGGAGGUCAUUGAUGAGCCAGAAAGACAGGACCUGGAAUCACCCGGCGGCUUCUCUCACCAGAGCCCUUUAUCGACACCAGAGCCCUGUAAGUUUGGAUCGAAUAACAGCAGCAGCGACGCCUUGGUCACAGGCCUCGCCAACCCUAUUCGCAACUCAACAGUACUAAACGGUCGUGAUCGCAAGACAAGAGACAGCGGGUUUGAGGAUAUGGAGGCACAGGCACAUCGCCGUUACUCCUCGGCCAUAAUCUCCACGUCAAUGUUAAGCGCGGCGACAGUGAAGGAUGAUCACUCUCGACCGAGACGAACAACUUUGGCAGACGGUUCUGUCCACGAUCUCCCACCACAUCUUGUUGGUGCAUCAGCAAGAAGGAGCAGCACUCCAGUCUUUACAGAAACACUUGUGUCCAAAAUCGAUCGAGAGAAAUCGACUGUUUGUUUCCAGGCGCCAACGCCUAGACGGGAUUCACAUUCGCGAGACCCCAAUCUGGUGCAGCAACAUCGUCGAGAUUACCUGCUCAAUACGCGCCUAGGAGGUACGGGUUAUGUCCCACAGUUUAUUCAACAGCAGCAGCUGCACAGCUCACCGCUGUUGAUGGAUUCCCAGCUGCCCACCGGCCAAGAUUCGAUCCCCAGAAGGGACUCCAACAGCUCAAUGCAGAGCCAUUCUCCGCGUCAUUAUCCUGUCAAUACGGGUCUUGUGACACCAGAUACACCGGGGCUGUAUCCGAUGGAGUCGGACUCUCGACGACACUCUGGCAGUCAUCAACAACAGGCCCAUCCAUACCCUAUGGGACACAAGUCUACAUUUUCCGGAAGCCAUGGUAACUUGCUCUAUGGUACCACUAAUUCGUCUGUGAAGCAGACGCAACCACAGCAGCAACCAUCGCCCCAGCUCACGCCACAAGGUACAUACCGCGGUAGUCAGGCACGAUGUCGCACAUCUCCCAAACGACUUUCCAGUGCCAGCUAUUUUAACUUUCCCUAUCAGCAGCAAGGGUAUGCGCAAUCAACUGCUAACGCCUCUCCGUACCCAAGUCCAGUCCUCGGUGCAACCGCUACGUGUAUGGGAUACACCUCAGAGCUUUCUGCCGCCCUGCAACAUCAGCAAAAUCAACAGCAGCAAGUCCAGCUUCAAAUCCAACAGCAACAGCUGCAGCAAUUGCAGCAGCACCAGCACCAGCACCAGCAAUAUUAUCAGGCGAUCUCGCCUAUUGCUAUUUUACAACAUCCUAGUGCACAGCAGCUGCAGCUGCAACAGAAUCAGCAGCAACUUGAGCAAUUGCAGCAGAUCCGUAUCCAGCAGCAGCAAAUUUUGAUUCAACAGCAGCAGCAAUUACAGCAGCAACUGGAGCAGGCCCGUGCUGCAGUCGCGGCCACCACCGCUGCUACCUCGGAGCCAUCCUCUGCAGAUGCUACCUCAUCUACAAUCCCACUUUCGCAACAGCAGCAACAGUUGAUGAUCAACGCCCUUCCUUUGCACUUCGCGCUCCCCACCGCUCCCGUGCUCACGACCGCUAUGGGCGUCGGGAUGGGCAUGGGCAUGAACCCAUCGACUAUGAACAUGAACAUGAAUAUGAUGGGCAUGGGCAUGGGCGUUCCUCAUAUGGGGGUGCCUGGAUUGAGCGGAGCAGGUUAUGGACAAGUCGCGGCGGCAGCACCGCAGCUGAUGAUGACCCCACAGUUGACACCGCAGCUGAUGGCAUAUUCGACAGCACCGCUUUAUGCUUAUCAGCAGAAGCAGCAGCAACAGCAAGAACAACAGGAGCAGCAAGAACAGCAAGAACAGCAAGAGCAGCAAGAACAACAGGAGCAGCACGCAGAAAGUGCAGGUGCUAGUGUGGCCAUAGCUUCCAAUGCUCCUGUUGUUGUGGGCGGUAGUGCAGCUGCUUAGGAGUGAAGUAAGGUGGCCAAAGAGGAGCGCUCAUGAGGAAAACGAAAAUAGCAAGCGAUUCCUCUUGUAACAUAGCAUCAUAAAAAAUAAAAAAAUAAAAAAAAGUCUGCCCCUAUAUCAAC